AUGGCUAGUAAUAUGCAGGCUCCUGGGCCGCCUCAGCCUCCCAGGCCUCCCAUGAUGGGUUCUAGUGCCCAGCCACAAAAUCUUGGACCACCAAUGCCUAUACAGUUUAGGCCAGUGGUUCCUUCACAGCAGCCUCCUCAGUUCAUGCCGCCAGCAGCACAGCAGUUUCGUCCUGUUGGUCAGCCUAUGCCGGGGGCUAACAUUGGCAUGCCUGGGCAAAUGCCACAUUUUCCACAAACUGGGCAGCACUUGCCUCACUCAAAUCAAGUUCCACCUGCAUCACAAGGGGUUCCCAUGGUAUAUCAGCCAGCUAGACCAAUGUCAUCAGCGCCUAUGCAGCCGCAGCAACAAACUGCGUAUCCUGGGGGCCAUUUGCCCAGCAUGGGUGCCCCUAUGCAACCCCCGACCUAUACUUAUCAACCAACAUCGAUUCCUCCUGUAGUGCAACCCUGGGGUACAGGCCCAGGACAGAAUGUACCUCAUGUGCCUCCUCUAGUGCAGUCUGGGCACCAGCCAGUGUCAGCUCCAACAACUUUGCCUUCAGUCAACUUGUCUGAACCUAGCUCUUCAGACUGGCAGGAGCACACUGCAGCCGAGGGGAAAAAGUACUACUAUAAUAAGAAGACAAGGCAAUCAAGUUGGGAGAAACCAGUUGAGUUGAUGACACCUUUGGAGAGGGCUGAUGCCUCAACCGAAUGGAAAGAAUUUACUACACCAGAAGGACGAAAGUACUAUUUCAACAAAGUGACCAAGCAAUCAAAAUGGACUAUUCCUGAUGAGUUAAAGGUUGCACGUGAAUUGGCAGAGAAGGCAUCAAAUCAACAACCUGAUCGAGAAUCAGGAAUAGCUGCUAGUGCUCUUGUCGGAUCUGCUGCCUCUGAACCUUCUACUAUACCUGCUAAUCAUCCUUCAUCUGCUGUUGGUAUAAUUGCUCCCAGCUCACAUGAUGGGUCAUCAAACUCUGUUCCUCCUGGUGCUGCCCCGUCGCACAAUGUGGAUAACACUUCCAGUUCAAUUGUUGGCAUGCAAAAUGGUGGUCCAAGUACUGCUGUUGUUCCAGUUGCAACAAGCACAGAAGUUCCAUUAGUUGCAACAGAUGCAGGGGCCAGCAGAAACAACAAUGAAAAUUCAUCUCUGACCACUGGGGCUGACACAGAGGAUGGUACAUCCGCUGAAGAUUUGGAGGAGGCCAAAAAGACCAUGCCAGUUGCAGGGAAGAUUAAUGUCACUCCACUGGAGGAGAAAACAAGUGAAGAAGAACCUGUAGUCUAUGCCACUAAGAUGGAAGCAAAAAAUGCGUUCAAGUCCCUGCUCGAGUCAGUAAAUGUUGAGUCUGAUUGGACAUGGGAUCAGACUAUGAGAGUCAUCAUAAAUGACAAAAGAUAUGGUGCUUUGAAAACUCUUGGAGAGAGAAAGCAAGCUUUCAACGAGUACUUGAACCAGCGCAAAAAAUUCGAAGCCGAAGAAAAACGUGUCAAACAGAGGAAAGCACGUGAUGAUUUCCUUGCAAUGCUGGAAGAAUGCAAGGAGCUCACAUCAUUGACAAGAUGGAGCAAAGCAAUACUUAUGUUUGAAGAUGAUGAAAGGUUCAAAGCAGUUGAGCGUCCAAGGGAGCGUGAAGAUUUAUUUGAGAACUAUCUUGUGGAACUGCAUAAGAAGGAAAAAGCCAAGGCUGCUGAAGAACACAAAAGAUAUGUAGCAGAAUACAGAGCUUUUCUAGAAUCAUGUGACUUCAUCAAGGAGUACAUACGGCACCUGGAGAAAGAAGAGGAAGAGCAGAAGCGGAUACAAAAGGAUCAAGUGAGAAGACAAGAGAGGAAAAACCGUGAUGGGUUCCGUAAAAUGUUGGAAGAACAUGUCGCUGAUGGUACACUUAAUGCAAGAACUCGGUGGCGUGAUUACUGUGCACAGAUAAAAGAUUCAGAGUCUUACUUGGCUGUAGCCUCAAACACAUCUGGCUCCACACCGAAAGAGCUAUUUGAUGACGUGAUCGAGGAACUUGACAAACAGUAUCAAGAAGACAAGACCCAAAUCAAAGAAGUGGUGAAAUCUGGAAAGAUUCCUAUGACAACUUCGUGGACAUUAGAGGAAUUCCAAACUGCUAUUCUGGAGGAUGAUGCUCUUAAAGGAAUAUCAACCAUCAACGUCAAGCUUAUCUAUGAUGAUCAGCUUGAAAGGCUCAGGGAAAAAGAGCAAAAAGAGGCUAAGAAGCGCCAGCGGUUGGGGGAAAAUUUUUCAGAUCUUCUGUAUUCAAUCAAGGAAAUAUCAGCUUCUUCAACCUGGGAUGAUUCUAAACAGCUUUUCGAGGAUAGCCAAGAGUUCAGGGCGUUGGACAGUGAGGCUUAUGCUAGAGAGCUUUUUGAAGAGUGUGUUGUCCACCUGAAAGAAAGGUUAAAAGAGAAAGAACGUUUGAGGGAGGAAGAAAAGGCAAAAAGAGAGAAAGAACGCGAGGAGAAAGAGAAGAAGAAAGAGAAAGAGAAAGAAAGGAAGGACAAAGAACGCAAAGAAAAAGAAAGAGACCACCGGGAGAAGGAGAGAGAAAAGGAAAAAGGGAAGGAUCGAUCAAAGAGAGAUGAAGAGCUUGAUGGUGCUGAUUUGGACACCCAUGGUACAAAAGAUAAGAAAAGAGAUAAAGAUAAAGAAAAGAAACAUAAGAGACGCCACCAUGACACAGAUGAUGUAAGCUCUGAAAGGGAUGAUAAAGAUGAUGCUAAGAAGUCUCGGAGGCAUAGCAGUGAUCGCAAGAAAUCUAGGAAGCAUGCACAUGGUUCAGACUCGGAUAGUGAAAACCGGCACAAAAGACAUAAAAAGGACCGAGAUAGUAGCAGAAGAAAUGGUGGACAUGAGCUGGAAGAUGGUGAACUUGGAGAAGAUGGAGAGGUUUGUAUUUGGGUACAUCAGUACAUGGGAGCUGAAAAGUGUGAGUGUGCCAUAGUUAUCCUUCAGAACCUUGGCUGGACAUGCAACUUUAGAUAG
Molecule: messenger RNA, 2976 nt
Organism: Miscanthus lutarioriparius
Lineage: Eukaryota; Viridiplantae; Streptophyta; Magnoliopsida; Poales; Poaceae
Source: the annotation of a GenBank genome assembly